CAAAAGAGAAAAAAUGGCCACGUCGUACCUUCCUUUCUGCCCAUCGCCGGCUUCACUCGCCGGAAAGAUCUCAAGCUUCCAAAGCAGCUUUCUUUCUUCCCACCAUCCCGUAUUCUCCAGGAAACCAUGCUCUCAGUCUCCUCCUCUCACAUGCCGGCCACCAGCAGCUUCUUCUGCAACCUCUUCUCUGAUCACAGAUUUCGACCUCUACGAUCUCCUCGGAAUCGAUAGCUCAAGCAACCAUUCCCAAAUCAAAGUGGCUUACAGAGCGCUUCAGAAGCGAUGCCACCCGGACAUCGCCGGCCCAGCUGGCCACGACAUGGCAAUCGUGCUCAACGAGGCUUACUCUGUUCUCUCCGAUCCGAAUUCGCGCCACGCUUAUGACAAGGUCUGAACUUUACGCCUCUUUGUCCAAAGGGUCACUUCAAGUUCCGUUCUUUUCUUGGCGAUUCGGUCUGAAAAUUGGAUUGUGAAACAGGAACAAGCGAAGCUGGCCGAGCUACGUGGGUAUACAGGGAAGCCGCUGUACUCGACGUGGGUGGGUUCGGAGAGCGAGCAGAGAGCUGUGUUCGUCGACGAAGUGAAGUGCGUUGGUUGCUUGAAGUGCGCCUUGUUUGCAGAGAAGACGUUUGGGAUCGAAUCGGUUUAUGGGAGAGCAAGGGUUGUUGCGCAGUGGGCUGACCCUGAACCCAAGAUUAAUGCCGCCAUUGAUUCAUGUCCUGUUGAUUGCAUCUCCGUCGUGGAGAGAGCGGAUUUGGCUGCCUUGGAGUUCCUGAUGUCGAAGCAGCCACGGGGGAAUGUGAGGAUCGGCGCAAGCAAUUCAGCAGGACAGCGAGUCUCGAACAUCUUCGUUGAUGUGAAGAAGUUCAGAAACAGAGUAGCAGACGCCACUGACCCGAACUCCUCUAGGGAGGCGGACCUGCAAAGAGAGGCAAGGAUGUCAGCAAUUCAGACAAUCAGAUCACUCUGGUUGUACUGGCAAGCACCAAAGCAUGCAUCAUCCACUCAACGCAGCUUGAAAUUUCUCCCACUUCCACGACAACAAACAUCAACCGAGCCAGACAUUAAGAAGAUCCACCAGGCUGCCGAGGCAAGAAGACAGGCAAGAGAGAGCACCGGCCCCGUUCGUCCUGCUGCAGUGAGUCCAGAACAGGAUGAAUACUGGGUGCCGUCUACACGAGGUCUUCCAUCCUCAUCAACUACUGACAAGAAAGCCGACUCGAAGUCAGCAGUGAAAGCUGGGUCGAGGAAGGUGAACAAGGGGAGAAGAUAUGCAGUUGAAAAGGAGAGGAAGAGGAGCUUGACGAUCCCAGCGGUGGCAGCAACAGUUGCGGCUGUUUUAGUUCACCUGCAAGUUGGGGGAAGGGAAGUGGUGAGCGGGGGAUUGAAUGAACAUAUAGGUGGUUCUUUUGCGCUUGAUGUUGUGAACAGCUCGCUGAUGCAGGUCUCAUUAGCAUGGAUGACCUGGUUCUUUAUUGGAGCCGCUGCUGUUGAGCUAGGUGAAGCCAUCAGGAACAACAGAUCAUAGGGAUGUAGUAUAUAGAAUACAACUUUAGAUGGAUAUUUUACUUGUAUAUGGAACUGGUAUUCGUAUAAAUGUAGACAAAC
Messenger RNA from Linum tenue, 1608 nucleotides. The record is from the annotation of a GenBank genome assembly. Lineage: Eukaryota; Viridiplantae; Streptophyta; Magnoliopsida; Malpighiales; Linaceae.